AAAAGAACUCGCGUUGUUGGAAGAUAAUUAGUGGUGACACUGAAGCUAUUGAAGAGGCUGUUUUAAACUCCAUCACUAUCGCAAACAAGCAUAAAGCCGUAAAUGAAACGGAUUAUUUAGCAAUGACGCAAGACUGUGACAAUUUUGUUAAAAUCCGCAAAUACAUCAGUUUCCCGUUAAACAGCGAACGUGAUUUUCCCCUGGCCUAUUCCAUGGUGAUCCAUAGCAACAUUGAGAUGUUCGAGAGGCUCCUAAGAAGCAUUUAUGCUCCACAGAACGUGUACUGUGUCCACGUGGACAGGAAAUCUCCAAAUCAAUUUCACUCGGCUGUCCAGGCCAUCGCUUCCUGUUUCAGUAAUGUCUUCAUUGCAGGAAAGUUAGAAUCGGUGAUAUACGCCUCAUGGGCCAGAGUUCAGGCUGAUCUGAACUGUAUGGAAGAGCUGCUGCACAGCCCUGUCCAGUGGAAAUACCUCAUAAAUGUUUGCGGACAAGACUUUCCAAUGAAAACCAAUUGGGAGAUAGUCAACAGUCUUAUGGCCAGGAACGGCUCAAAUAUUAUGGACUCAGUAGCCCCGCCAAACUACAAAAAGAGAAGAUGGGAAUUUCAUUAUGAAAUCCGUAACGGUGUUGUCAGAACUCAGCAAAAGAAGUCUCCCCCACCCAUAAGCAGUCCCAUGUAUGUGGGGGGUGCCUACAUUCUUGUCACCAGAGAAUUUGUGAGGACUUUGUUUGUGAACCCGGAAAUCCAAGCGUUUUUCAAGUGGUCCGAGGACACCUACAGCCCCGACGAAUACAUCUGGGCAACCUUACAGAGGAUGCCUGAGAUACCCGGCUCCAUAACGUACACUCCAGGACACCAGAAGAGUGACCCAGUUCUUACCCGAGCAGUGAAGUGGUCUUUUGAGGCUGGUGAUGUAGCGAAGGGAGCCACGUAUCCGCCUUGCACAGGAAGGUACCGCCAUCUAAUCUGUGUUUAUGGGUCUGGAGAUCUACCCUGGAUCGUCCAACAGGAACGUCUGUUCGCGAACAAGUUUGAUCUGCAAGUGGACAACACAGCUGUGCAAUGCAUGGAGGAAUAUGUCCGAUACAAAGUGAUUAAUGAAACACGAUCUUAA
Messenger RNA from Carcharodon carcharias (great white shark), 1115 nucleotides. Its product is annotated as beta-1,3-galactosyl-O-glycosyl-glycoprotein beta-1,6-N-acetylglucosaminyltransferase 3-like. The record is from RefSeq and is a predicted model, not a curated record. NCBI's taxonomy places the organism in Eukaryota, Metazoa, Chordata, Chondrichthyes, Lamniformes, Lamnidae. Gene Ontology annotation, molecular function: acetylglucosaminyltransferase activity. Gene Ontology annotation, cellular component: membrane.